Molecule: messenger RNA, 5853 nt
Organism: Haliotis rufescens (red abalone)
Lineage: Eukaryota; Metazoa; Mollusca; Gastropoda; Lepetellida; Haliotidae
Product: mitochondrial potassium channel ATP-binding subunit-like
Exons: 17
Coding region: 174-2354 (726 amino acids)
Biological process (GO): transmembrane transport
Cellular component (GO): membrane
Molecular function (GO): ATP binding; ABC-type oligopeptide transporter activity; ATP hydrolysis activity
Source: RefSeq, a predicted model, not a curated record
CUUUGUAAACAUGGCGUUCUCCAUGCGGCGAAUUGCUCUUUGCCCUCUAAAUGUUUCUUAGCAAAUCAAGAGCUCGGAAAAUGUAUAUUUUUGUACAAUUCGCAAUUAGUGAAAGCAUAACAUCAAAGUGAUUUCUUUUAGAUAGAAAUCACACUGAAACCACAGCUCCCAACAUGAGUUUCAUCCGUGGUGGCGUCUUCAUGAGAAGAGCAUCGUCUGCUAAAUAUCGUCUACUCAGUUCGCUGGCAGCAAGUUUUCUUCCUCCGAGGGCACUUUGCAGCAAGGAAGCUCUAAGGGCCUGUGUCAAAUGUGCUGCAAGGAUUUCAACCAAAUCUCACCAUGUAUCACAAAUCACAAGCAAUGAAAGCUGGGCUGUUCACCUGAGAAAUCUCUCUCUGCGUUCAACACAUAAAACAAUAACAUUAUGUGGAAGACUGAGUAUACCUUGUAUAGGUGUGAUAGGAACUAGUUUAGCAUGGUACCACCAUCGGGGAAAUAAUGCCCACUGUAAACAGCAGCACCACAGAACCAGACUGGUGGGAACCAACAAAGAUGAAUCGGUGCCAGAUCCGAGUUUUGAUCACAAAGGUCUCUGGAAGCUCUUGCUUCCUGAGAUAUGGUACCUAAUGGCAGCAGUGGCAAGUGCCCUUGCAGUAGCAGUCGUAAACAUCAACAUUCCGUUAAUGCUGGGCGACCUUGUGAACGUGGUGUCAAAGUUCACGACAGACACAGCGGCCAGCUUCUUUGAUGACAUCAAAAAGCCUGCUAUGAAGCUAUUGGGAAUCUAUUGCUUGCAGGGUUUGUUGACGUUCGGGUAUAUCUCGCUUUUGUCCACUGUGGGGGAGAAUGUGGCCGCCAGGAUGAAGAUACAGUUGUUUGAAUCUCUGCUCAGUCAAGACAUAGAGUUUUACGACAGGCACAAGACCGGGGAGCUGAUCAACAGACUCACCACUGAUAUUCAAGAUUUCAAAAGUUCAUUCAAGUUGUGUAUUUCUCAAGGUCUUCGCGCUACCACACAGACUGUUGGCUGUGUUGCAAGUCUACUCAUGAUCUCACCAAAGCUAACCGGCAUCAUGCUGAUUGUCGUCCCAGCAAUCAUCUCCGCAGGAACAGCACUUGGGUCCAAUCUUCGUACAUUGUCAAGGAAAGCUCAGGAACAGGUAUCUCAAGCUACAGCUGUUGCGGACGAGGCCAUAGGGAAUGUUCGGACUGUCAGAGCCUUUGCCAUGGAAUCAAAGGAAAACGAGCUGUACAGCCAGCAGGUGGAGAAGGCGUGUCACCUCAACACACAGCUGGGCAUCGGUAUCGGCAUGUUCCAGGGUCUGGCUAAUGCUGCUCUCAAUGGUGUUGUCCUAGGGACCAUGUUUGCCGGUGGCUGGAUGAUGUCUGUGCAUGAGCUGAAUGCUGGAGAUCUCAUGUCCUUCCUGGUGGCCACCCAGACCAUUGAGAGGUCCCUGGCACAAAUGUCUCUCCUGUUUGGUCAGAUUGUGAAGGGAGUGAGCGCAGGAGCCAGGGUCUUCGAGUUCAUUAAUCAUGAAGCGAAGAUCCCCCUUCACGGUGGCAAGAGAAUUCCUUUCCAUGCUCUGAUGGGCAACUUGGAGUUUCACAAUGUCGGCUUCUCGUACCCAACCCGAGCCGAACAGGAAGUGCUUCAUAACUUCAAUCUCAAGAUACAGGGGGGAUCUGUUGUGGCCCUAGUUGGAUUGUCAGGGGGAGGAAAAUCUACAGUGGCUGCCCUGUUGGAGAGAUUCUACGACGUGACCAAAGGGGAGAUAACUCUAGAUGGAAUCAACAUACAAGAUCUUGAUCCAACAUGGCUGAGAGGAAGAGCAUUGGGCUAUAUUAACCAGGAACCGAUAUUGUUUGCUACAUCUGUGAUGGAGAACAUCCGAUAUGGACGACCUGAUGCAAGUGACCAAGAGGUGAUAGAGGCUGCUAAGCAGGCUAACGCCCACAACUUUAUCUCCAAGUUCCCUGAGGGCUACCGAACUGUACUGGGAGAGAGAGGCGUGACAGUGUCUGGGGGACAGAAACAGAGAAUAGCUAUAGCCCGAGCUCUCAUCAAGAACCCCUCUGUGCUCAUACUGGAUGAGGCCACAAGUGCUCUUGAUGCUGAAUCUGAGAGAAUUGUUCAGGAAGCUUUGGAUAAAGUCAUUAAAGGGCGAACAGUGUUGGUGAUCGCUCAUAGGCUCAGCACGAUACGAGAUGCAGAUGUCAUAGCAGUUGUUUCUCAUGGAAAGAUAGUUGAGAUGGGCUCCCACAGCAAGCUGAAGGAAAAGAGGGGCCUGUACUGGGAGCUGAUCAGACAGCAGGAGAUCGAGGAGGAGCUGGAACAUCGACAACAGACCGGAUAAUCACACAACAACUUAGCUUUUCAUGUAUUUAUUGUAUUGUACAAGGCUGGUUACUUGUAGACGGAGAGUCACUGGUCCUUCAGUGACUUGACAACAUGUACAAGACAGGCAGCCCAAGAUUGUUCUGUAUCUAUCCAUGUAUUUAGAGCAUGAGGUAUGAGGCACCAUGGAAUAUCUUUCCAGUGUCGAUAAACUAAGACCUGAGCUUUGGCGUGAAACAUUAACGACUUGGAAUAGUUAGUAUGUAAUUCUGAGUUGACAGUUGGUUAUUCUAUGUAUUACCUAUAAUCAGGAAUAUUAGAAAAUAUGAGUUUCCCGAACACAAAAGAGGUAUAACCUAGGUCAGUGUACUGACAGAGUGGAUGAGUGGAUAAUGGAUAAAGUCCUCCUCAAUUACUUGUGACAAUACACUGACAAGUCACCAUGUUGAUGAGGGUCAUAUCUCAGACAUUCUAUAUAAAUGAACAGUGGUCUUGCACAAGCCAAUCAGUGAGACUUACAGGUGUCCCCUCUGGGAAAGAAAUGUUUGAUUCUCCAAGAGAGUGACUUUUUAGUGAAAAAUGAAAGAUGUUCUUCUGGUUAAUUUCUUUUAUUGAACUCGAACAAUAACUUUAUGGUAAACCCAUUGUGAUAGUUUAGUUGUACUGGGGGUGAUUUGGGGGAUCUCAAUUUGCUCUGUAGGGUUGCUUCCCUUUAGGUUGACAGGAUCUGAUGAGAGUGGGCUUGAAUACCAGUUUUGCCCGUAUGAUGAUUCUUGGUUUGUAAUCACCAUACCUGUGAUGAUAGGCAUCUAAGACCUGCUUCAUUGAAGCUAAAAUGCCAUGAUAUAACUGGAAUAUUGUUCAAUCAGGUGGUUAACCCAGCAGACUCGCCUACACAAGUUAAGCUAGCCCACAGUUACACAAGCCUGGAGCUGGAUGUGUGAGUGCCACAUUGCACAGAAUCAGGUUUCAAAUUGAACUAAUCCUUGUAUGCCUUUGAGUGGUAUUUUGUUCUGAUGCUUGAGAGUUGCAUCCCUUAGCCACGGCAGGAUCUACUAGUCAUUGGUUCAUAUUCCAUUUGACUUAAUUAUGAUCCAUAGUCUGUCAGUACCAUGAUCAUGGAUUUCACCACAGUAGCGAGUAUCUAUGACCUGGGACAUUUUUGGCUACCCUAGGGCACGCCAGAAACCUGUGAUUCUGGCAUUGCACUAUCCUGACAGCCAAAGCCAUUUUCACUAAUGGUAAAAUGUUUUUAUAUGUUAUCACUUUGCAGGCUAGUAGACAUUAGUUAAUUUCUAUACAUGGUUGGAAUCCUGGUUCGCCCCGAUUGCUUCUAGGCUGUCAGCACCAUAUGUCACAUGGUCGUGGGUUUCACCUAAGCUUCUGAGACCUGUAUCACUUCAGGCGUUCCUCCCAUAUUAAGCUGACAUGUCAUGAUAACUGGAAUACUUUUCAAAGAGGUGGUGAACCAAACUCACUUACUCUAACAUUAAGCUGACAUGUUGUUAUAUGACAGACAUGUUGUUCAAGGCAGUGAGAGUUCCAACUUAAUCCCUUGUUAAGAUGAAAUACACUGCAUAAGUGAGGGUAAGCACAAGAUCCUGGUGUCACCGAUGACUUGUGACAGUCUGAGGAAGAAGCAUACACUUCGUGCAGUGUUAGAGAUAGAUGAUUGUAAAAUAGGAUUCUUGACAUAAUCUUACAGUCAAACACCUUUGUGUGGAGGUUGAAGGGACCUGCAUUAAUACAUUGAAGUUUCUGAGGUUCGACACAAGCGAAAAUUAUGAAUAAAAAAGGAAUACACAGGGACCAAGCUUUUACUUUGAGAAUGUUUGACACAUCAAAGUUUGACACAACAGGGUUACUAAUGUUAAAAGUGUAUGAGGGGUGGUGGGGUGGCCCGGUGGUCAAAGUGUUCAAUAAAGGUUUAAGAUUUUAGGAUCUUGAGAUCAAAAUACAGCACCCUAAAUCAGGCCCCUUCUAUUUGCUAACACAAAUUAUGCCAUCACAAAUUAAUAAUAAUGCUUUCAUCCAAUUUUUUAUACAAUGUUAGUAGAGGGGGAGUUCAUUUGUUGUUUUUACGAACAAAAUAUUCAAGGCAUCUCAAUCGAUGUGAUUCACACAAAGCAGGAACUUUUUGGUAGGAUUAUAUAUGUUUAGUGUAUUUCAUCAAGUAGAGAAAGAAGGGAACGUGUGGUGACUUCUUCCUCUGGAUACAUAGUGUUAAGACAUUGAUGUGGCAUUGUGUUUGUUAGUGAGGCUAGUGGGCAUGAGUAUCUAAUACGCUAAUAAUAGUUUGGCUUUUUGUGAUAUGCAGGGAGCCAUCUUCAUUGCAGGGGGCACAGGUGGCCCAGCCAUCUAAGGCGCCGCGAUUCGCUGUGCAAAGUUGGGGCCAUUGGACAUGCCAGAAACCUAUGAUUGUGGGUUCGAAUCCCGGGUUCGCCCCGAUUAUGUUUGUAGGUUUGUCAGCACCAUAACCGUGCUCGUGGGUUUCACUGAAGUGGUAAACGUCUUAGACCUGCAUCACUUCGGGCUCUCCUCCCACAAUAAGCUGACACCCCGUGAUAUAAUUGGAAUACUGUUAAAAGUGGCGUAAAACCCAACUCACUCACUCACUCUUCAUUGCAAGUCUAGGUGGAUGGACUUUAUUGUGAUACUGACCUAUACCCAACAAAAUCAAGACAUGUUUUUGAAAUGUGUAAAUAUUUGUACAACUUAGUGUGAUGUGAUAUUGUGAAAAGCAUCUCAUGACGUUUGAUGUGAAUGGCUGUUUAGGCAGGUUUUUGUUAUUGAUUGGUUUAUGGAUCUGCCGAAUGUAAUAAUCAGGAAAGUAGAAAAAAAUGUUUUUAUUUAGUUUUUAACAUUACUGCCAAGUAUGAAAAGCCCAUUUAGCAAUAAAAAACAUUACAAAUUGUUUUCAUGCAUGUCCAAGAUUAAUGUUUAAUUAAUUUAUCAGGAUCUUGGUUAUCAUGACAUAUAUAUACAUUUUUUUUUUAAAUCCUACCGACCAUAUGUUUACACAAAAGACAAUAAAAUAUUUGAAAGUGAUGUUUUUUCUUGUCUUAUUUUUGACCACUGACUGAAGUUUUGAGAGAAGAAAUCUAUAAACCAACUUGUGAAAAGAAAAGGCCUUUGUUGCAUUAUGUGAGCUAUGUUCUGUACAUAUGAUUAUGAAGACUUUUGAAUUUCAAAGCAUUCUAUUAUAUAUCCCAAUAAAAGAACCUUUACUAAGGCAGAUAUGUUCUGAUAUUAAUAUUCAAUGUUUUAGCAUUUUUAAAGAAAGAAAGACCAAGUAACCAUGCUUAUGAUACAUUUUGCAGUUCAAACACUGCUGUUCACAGCAGCAUUAAACCUAACUCACUUUCUCUAAAGGGGCGAUGGGGUAGCCUCAUUGUUAAGGUGUUCACUUGUCGUGCCAAAGACCUGGGUUCGAUUCCCCACAUGGAUACAAGGUGUAUUUUCUGGUGUCCCUGCUGUGAUAUUGCUGGAAGGUUGCUAAAACUCACUCCUCUCGGCGU